Trypanosoma cruzi is the source of this 642-nucleotide messenger RNA. Its product is annotated as mucin TcMUCII, putative. NCBI's taxonomy places the organism in Eukaryota, Euglenozoa, Kinetoplastea, Trypanosomatida, Trypanosomatidae. Bases 1 to 642 code for a protein of 213 amino acids. The transcript has a single exon. The record is from RefSeq and is a predicted model, not a curated record.
AUGAUGAUGACUUGCCGUCUGCUGUGCGCCCUGUUGGUGCUCGCCCUGUGCUGCUGCCCGUCCGUGUGCGUGAGAACGGAUGACGCGGAAGGAGAAGAUGACUCCAGUGAUCCGUCUCUACCGCCAAAGGAGCAAAGUCGGGAGACUGAACCUUUAAAUUCAAAUACCCUUCCAGCACCGCAACCGGUUAUUGCCAGCGCGACAGCUCAACCAGUUAAGGCCGUUACGGUAGAGGGAUCAUUUGUGUUGUCCGCUACGCAAGAUGAAACAGGUGCGCCUGAUCAUUCAGAGUCAGCCGAUGGAGACACCAAUAAGGUACAAACGGAAGGUAAGGAAAGUACGACAGGGACACCAAGUAGCACGACUAUCUCCGUAGACGAAAUAGUUAAGAAAGCCGAAGAUGCUGCCGCGACGACUACAAAUACUACAAAGGCACCAAUUACGACAACCACUACUACUACGACGACCGCUGCGCCAGAAGCAAGAAGUACUACGGCCAUGAAUACGGAGACGCCAACCACGACUACCACCCGCGCACCGUCAGGUCUGCGCGAAAUCGACGGCAGCCUUGGCAGCUCUGCGUGGGUGUGUGCCCCGCUGCUGCUUGCCGUAUCCGCGCUGGCGUACACCACUGUGGGCUGA